This is a messenger RNA of Symbiodinium natans, 1364 nucleotides long. Lineage: Eukaryota; Dinophyceae; Suessiales; Symbiodiniaceae. The record is from the annotation of a GenBank genome assembly.
AUGCUGAGCUUGGAGAAGCUUCACGACGUUGUCCAGCGCCAGCACAGAGAGUUGAUUAAAAGACUUGAUCAUCAGCACGAGAUCCUGAAGCACUCCGCUGGGAAGACGCAGCUGACCCCGUGGUCUCGACAGUCAUCUCCAUGGGUUCGGCAAAUAUCCCCGCCGACACCGACGAGGUUGCGAACUGUCCCAGAAACCGAAGGUGCGCAGCGCAGGGCAAAAGAGCACGCCCCCCGUGGAGGGAGCAAAGAGAAUGCUCCUGAUGGGAGGAGGGACUCUAAGGACCUACCGACCCGUCUUACGAAGGCAUCUUCGCACCUCCACAAGACAUUUCGCCCGGUCUUCCAAACCUUCACUCAGGCAGACAUGGCUCUUCGCAACGUGGCCAAGACCGUGGACAGAGAGCGGCAGAAGAGGAGAGACGACGGGACGAUGUCAGAGACGUCCCGACCCGACGGGUCGCUGGCAGCGAGCCUUCGAAACUUCGUGCACUCCACUGCGUUUGACAGCUUCUUUGCCCUCUUGGUGAUGACAAACACGAUCUUUAUCGGUGCGGAGGUGCAGCAGACCCUGGAGCAUGGAGAACAGCCCGAGGUCUUCGUCAUUAUCCAGUAUAUCUAUACAGGCUUCUUUGUUUUGGAGCUACUCAUGCGCCUGGCGGCAGGCGGCAGGCAGUUCUUGUGCGGUAAAGACUGCGCGUGGAGUUGGCUGGACAUCUUCGUGGUCGCAAGCUCGCUGACAGAGGUCGCCUAUGACAUCCUCGAGGCUCACGGCCUCGCGAACAGCUCUGGGCUCCGUGCUUUGCGCAUUGUUCGAGUGACACGCUUCCUGAAGUCUCUGCGCCUGAUCCGCGUCUUCCGCUUCGUCCUGUCGCUGCGAACACUGAUAACCUCCAUCAUCUAUACCCUGCGUUCGCUUUUCUGGGCCUUGGUUUUGCUUGCUCUCAUCAUCUACCUCUUCUCCGUGCUCCUGGCACAGGCGGUCGCUGACUAUCGUGUGGAGUCUGCGCUGCCUGAACGCGCCGAGAAUGCAGCGGUGAGGUACUAUAGCUCGCUGGCCAAAACCAUGCUCAGCCUCUUCAUGUCCAUAACCGGCGGAGUCAGUUGGGAAGAAGUGCUCGAGCCAUUGGAGCACAUCUCGAGCGUGUGGGUCAUCGUGUUUCUCAUUUACGUUCAGUUCACGUACUUCGCCGUGCUGAACGUCUUGACAGGCGUUUUUUGCCAGUCGGCAGUGGAAAGUGCGCAGAACGAUCAUGCGAAUGUGGUUCAAUCCAUGCUCGCGAACAAAGAGGCGCACGUGGAGAAGAUCCGUGCCCUCUUCAGCAAGCUGGGUGCGGAAGAGGAGGGCAUCAUCACCUAUGACAU